AUGGGUGGACCGGGAAGCGGAAUGAUACCAAAAGGAGUUGGUGCUCCCCCGCCACCCGGGAUGGAUAAUCGUCGUGGAAAAUUGAUGUGUAUCAAAGUUCGUAUGCUUGACGAUUCUGUUGGUGUAUUUCAUUUAGGACAUAAAGCACUUGGACAGGCUUUAUUUGAUGAAGUAUGCCGUCAUUUGAAUUUAUUGGAAUGUGAUUAUUUCAGUCUUGAAUUUACCGACUGCUAUGGCAAUCGCUGCUGGUUAGAUAAAGAUAAGCCUAUUUUACGACAAAUUACUACAACUCAUAGUGAUGCUCGUUUCUAUUUCAUCGUCAAAUUUUACACACCAAAUCCAGCAGAUCUUGUUGAAGAAUAUACGUAUUUAUUUGCUUUGCAAAUUAAACGUGAUCUUGCAAUGGGUGAAUUAUUAUGUAAUGAGAAUACAGCUGCUCUUCUAGCUUCAUAUAUUGUCCAAUCAGAUUGUGGUGAUUUUGCACCUGAAGACUAUCCUGAUGAUAGUUAUUUGUCAAGUGCACGUUUUAUACCUAAUCAAAGUAUCGAAUUUCAACGAAAAGUUAUGGAAAAUCACAAAAAACUAAUUGGUAUGACUCCUGGUGAAAGUGAUUUAACUCUUCUUGAAACUGCACGACGUUGUGACUACUAUGGUGUGAAGUUACAUGCUGCUAAGGAUGUGGAAGGUACCGAAAUAGGCUUAACAAUUGCUCACAUGGGUAUUCGAAUAUUCCAUCAGCUUCAAUGUGUUUCAACAUUCUCUUGGGCUAAAAUUCGAAAGCUAUCAUUUAAACGUCGUAAAUUGUUAAUAAAGCUACAUCCGGAAAGUCAUCAAUUUUAUAAAGAAACGAUUGAAUUUUUAUUUGAAACUAGAAAUGAGUGCAAAAAUUUCUGGAAGAAAUGCGUCGAACAUCAUACAUUCUUCCGUUGUAUUGAAGUAUUACCAGUGAAAAAAACUCGUGAAGGUCGUUUCUUCAGUAAAGGUUCCGCUUUCAGGUAUCAAGGUAGGACUCAAAAGCAAUUAAUUGAUUAUAUUCGAGAACAUCGAAAACGACGUGAACCAUUUACAAGGCCAAUUAAAUCAGGUCUUUCAUCUUCAUCAAAUGGUCGAUUGUCACGACCAGCUUUCUUUGAUAUGACAUAUCAUCCUGCUUAUGCAACAGUAAGUGAACGAUCAGUGAAUUUGAUUGGUUCUGGAACGUUACCUUCUAGAAAUGUACCAGUUUAUGCAAAAUAUUGCAUAAAUGGUGAACGAUCAAUGAAUCGUGGUUCAUGUAUAAGUAGCCAAAGCUAUGGUCAAAGUACAGGUCAACAAUCAGGUACGAUGAGUUAUUUUCCCGGUGAGAUAACUCCAAAUAACUAUGGUACCACUACCAGUAUUCGUAAUCAUCAUCAUCAUCAUCGAAAUUCGCAAAAUUAUCCCAGUAAUAGUAGUGCUGCGGCAAUAAAUGGUGAACGAAUGUGUUUGAGUGAUAUGGAAAGUAAUGAUGUAUGUUCAUUAGCUGGUGGUGGUACCAUGAAUUCGCGCUACAAACAGCAGCAUUCUGAUUUUAGACCUCUAAAACAAUCCACUGUUAAAGGUAUAAAAGCAGGAGCAAUAGCGGAAACUGAUAAUACUGAUAAUAUCAUAACUGCAUCAGAUAAUGAUGCUAUUACAUCAGUAUCGUUACCAAAUGUGCUUGGUGAUGAUGUGCAAAUUGUUUGUCGUGAAUUUGAGCUUAAAUGUGAAUGCCCACCUAAGUCUGCAUCUGGUGAUAAUUUCUUGGAAUUACAUCAAACACCUCGUGAUUAUGAUAAUAUUAGUGAAGGAUCGUAUAAAUUAUCUGAUAAUGAGCUACGAUUAGCACAUUCCGAUGUCCCGACUGUUCCGGUGAAUCCUGUUUAUGCUACUACUUUCACAGCUAAGCGUGUUGGUAAUGUUAUUGUUAAGAAGGUGGUUUCAAAUACUCGUUCAACACCGAAUACUACUGAUGAUGAAGAUGCGUACAGCGGAAAACGGUUAGGUAGUGGUCGAAGGAAAGUAGAAGUGGGACGUAAUCAACGAGAUAAUUCAGGACAGGUUUAUCAGCAUGAAUCUUCCUCUAAAAGUAAUCAAGUUGAAGUUGGUGAUACAAGUUCGCAACAACGAUUCUACACUGAGAGGAAGCAUCCCUCAUCGGCACCAUCUUCAUAUGCGGAAUAUCCCUUACAUCAAAAAUUGGUACCUAUCGAGAUUGAUGGUCCAAAUGUUAAUCUGGAUGAACAUAGGAAGUUAAGUAGUAAGAAGGAAAUUAGUAGGGUUUCAAAGGUAAAUGGUACCGCUCCACCACAGGCUCCUAUUCGUUCACCUAUUACGAAGGUAGAAUCAGAUUGUUGGCCCGUAACCAUUGAUGCUCAACCUUCUGAUUCACGUACCAAGGAAGUGCAAUCAAAGCAUUCGAAAAUUGUCUAUACAUCGAAAGGUACCAUUUUGCAGAGACCAAAAAUAAUCCCAGAUGAGGAUGACUUAAGCGCUAAUGAAAAUAUCUACAGUAAUGUUAGCUUCACUCAUGCCUCAGAUAGCGGUCAGAGCUACAUGACAAUAGUUCAACCACAACAAACUCCCAAAACAUAUGGUGCAAUUGGACCAUUACCGGGUAAAGUUAUAACUAAGGAAAAUCUGGUAAUCACUCCAGAAGGUUAUCGAGAACGUAAACCAAAACCGGUGGUACCUCCGAAGCCAAAAAAACUUACCUCUACUUCAGAAACUGGCUUUACAGAAUCAGCUCCAGUCUUACGUGUACCAGAAGUAAAACCAUGUCAUCCAGUUGUAAAUCUUCAAAAAGAAGGAACUCUUCCAUCUUGUACGGUAUCAUCAAGUACGCGUGAACUGAAUCGUCCAACGCUAAUUUCGGUGCAAAGUGAGGAUUAUCCAGAAAUUCAGAAAUGUCAUCUCUUCAAUAGCGAUAUUCCAUAUGUGCUUACAAUGCGUAAUAUAUCCAGUGAAGCUGAAGGGUCAUUUUCGACUUUUAAAGAUACCAGUAGUAAGAGUACGGUUUCAGAAGUUUUAACCAACGCUAUGGAGAGUGGUAGUCAGCAUAGAUCACUGUCAGGUUCACGUAGCCCAGAUAGUUUGAGAAGAAGGAAAUCCCUAGAUUUAGUACCCAAAAAGCGAUUACCUUCACCAGGUAAUUUCUCCUCUCAAGAUCAUUCAUUAUCAUCUUCUACACCUGAUUCUGGCGAUGUCUUAGAAUAUUUGUUACGAAGACGAAAUGUUGAGAAGUCCGCAAUUGCAAAACGUGGACGUCGUGGUGAUCCACGUCGACAAACUCAACCUGUACGUUUUAAUAUUCCACCAAAUGUCAAGAGUGAAAAACAACAGAUUGGUGCAAUAUCACAACCUAAUUUAAAUGAUAACGAUGAGGAAACGACAUAUGUCAGUGAUGAGAAUGAUGAAAAAUGUGAAAAGAUGACAAAAGAUUUGAAAGAGAAUGAUCGGAUCGAUACAAAUCGAAAUAUUGAUUGUGAAUUCAAAACAGCAAUAGAACAAUUAUCGGAAAAUCAGAAGGAAAAAAUGGAACAUUCAACAAAUAAUGAUAUAACAAUCAUUGGAAAUGAAGCAAUAGAUUCAACGAAUGUUGAUGAUUUCCCGCCACCGCCACCACCACCACCACCACCACCUCCUCCUCCUCCUCCUCAAUCAUUACCGGUUGUUUUGAUGCAAUCGGUAAAUUCGAUAACACCACAACCAAUCACUGAAGCAUGCAUGCAAGAAAGUGUAGAAACAUUACCUUAUGCUGAUGAAUCAACCUCUUCUCGAGCAUCUUGUGCUUCCAAAGAUGAAGCAGCCGAAAAAAUUUCAUCAACAGCAUCAUCAACCUUAAGAACACCUACCGGUGUCCUAUGGACUGAUUUUUAA
This is a messenger RNA of Loa loa (African eye worm), 3876 nucleotides long. Its product is annotated as FERM domain-containing protein. The transcript is spliced from 9 exons. Gene Ontology annotation, molecular function: guanyl-nucleotide exchange factor activity; cytoskeletal protein binding. Bases 1 to 3876 code for a protein of 1291 amino acids. NCBI's taxonomy places the organism in Eukaryota, Metazoa, Nematoda, Chromadorea, Rhabditida, Onchocercidae. The record is from RefSeq and is a predicted model, not a curated record. Gene Ontology annotation, cellular component: cytoskeleton.